AGAGCGUGAGGCUGAGAGGAGGGAGGCGUCGCUUCUGGACCCGGUCACACAUGUUUACAUGUUCAUACAUGUUCACACAUGUUCACAUGUUUACACACGUGGACGGGACGUUAACCUCUGUGGACCAGUGACGUGUGUGAGCAGCUGUUUGUCGCUCUGUGUGUCCUGCAGGUAGUGGCCUCCUGCUCCUCUUCCUCUUCCUCCUCCUCCUGCUGCUCCUCCUGCUCCUGCUCCUCUUCCUCCUCCUGCUCCUGCUCCUCCUGCUGCUCCUGCUCCUCCUCCUCCUCCUCCUCCUCCUGAUGAAGAUGAAGGUGUUUCACAGUCCGGCUCGUCAUGGUUACGCUGUGGAAGUUUCUCCGUUCAUGGCGAACAGAGCGGCCUGCGCUGCCUCUCAGUAUUACGGACUCGCAGUUCAUUGGGACCCUGCUCUCAGCCGCUCGCUCUCCACACUCAGAGGUCAUGAAGGGGUCAUCUACAGCACCAUUUGGUCGCCUCACAUCCCAGGAUGCUUUGCUUCAGCCUCAGGUGACGGGACUCUCAGAGUCUGGGACCUGAAGGCUGCCGCCUGUCGAUUGGCCAUCCCAGCACACAAGGCUGAGAUCCUCAGCUGUGAUUGGUGCAAAUAUGACCAGAACAUUGUGGCCACGGGCUCCGUCGACUGCAGCGUGUGUGUGUGGGACCUGAGGAACGUACGUCAGCCUGUCAGUCAACUACGAGGACACACCUACGCCAUCCGCAGAGUCAAG
This is a messenger RNA of Paralichthys olivaceus (Japanese flounder), 746 nucleotides long. The record is from RefSeq and is a predicted model, not a curated record. Lineage: Eukaryota; Metazoa; Chordata; Actinopteri; Pleuronectiformes; Paralichthyidae.